AUGGACAGUUCUGAAGCAGGUCUAGAUAGAAUUGAGGCACAAAGAACAACAUAUGUGCCUCAUAACCAAUUAAGACAAAGAUCCUUCCCCAUGAAUCUAAUAAACAACAGCCUUCGCUCCCUCAGUUCACGAGGUUCCCUUGACGCCGGAGGAGAAUUCAUGACAACAGCUGUGGGAGACACAGAGCUUGUGCCGGAGUUCUUUACCAAUCUCAGACUGUCGGAUAUUUUCAACCUCCCUGGUGAAUAUGUGAUGAUGAAUGCUAAGCUGUUUGGCGCACUGAGUGAUGGGAUCCAAGAAUGGCUGGAAAUAUUGAGAAGCCAGGGAACGCCAAUGGAAUGUCUCAAGAGCCAUCGUGGAGAUUCUGUUCUUCACCUUGUCGCGACUUGGGGUCAUCUUGAAGGUGUGAAGACCAUUAUCUCCGAAUGCGCAUCUCUUCUAUUGGAGCCAAAUUGGAAUGGUCAGCUUCCACUUCAUGUGGCGGCUCAUGGCGGACAUUUAGCUAUUGUUGAGGCUCUUGUUGCCUUGAUAACAUUUGUUAUAGUUGAACUGUGUGUAGAAGAGAGGGAGAGACAGAGAAUGAAUCUAUAUUUUGUGAAGGAUAUAAAUGGAGAUACACCCCUAUAUUCGGCCUUGAAGGGACACAAUAUGGAAGUUGCUUUGUUUCUGGUUAAUGUGAACAGACAAGCUUCGUUUCUUGCGAAUAAAGAAGGAAUAUCUCCCUUGUAUUUGGCAGUAGAAUCCGGAAAUGUUUCCCUUGUGAAAGCAAUGUUAAGAAAUGAUGGUCCUCAAGGGAACAUGUCUACUUUAGAUUCACGGUUGGAAGGGAGAAAAUAUCUUGCCCACGCCGCUUUAGAGCUCAGGAGUACAGAGAUUCUUGAUGUCAUUCUUAGAGAAUGUCCAAGUCUUGAGGAUGAGCGAGAUGAAGAAGGAAGGACAUGCCUUUCGUUUGGAGCAUCCAUGGGGAACUAUGAAGGAGUAUGCUACCUUUUAGACCGGUCAACGUCAAGCGUCUUUGAAUGCAACGGUGAUGGAUCCUUUCCAAUCCACGUGGCAAUAGAGAAAGGUCAUAUCAAAAUUGUCAAAGAGAUCCUAAAACGUUGUCCAUAUUCAAAACAUAUGCUGAAUGAACAUGAUCAAAACGUCCUUCAUGUUGCGGCUAAUAGUGGGAAAUUCAAAAUUCUACAUCAUUUGAUGAAAUAUGAACAAACAAAGCAUCUGGCUAAUGAGCAAGAUGAGAAUGGGAAUACACCUCUGCAUCUAGCCACUAUAAAGUGGCGUCCUAAAGCCACAGACUUGCUUAAGGGGAGAAAAAACGUGUUCAUAAAGAACAAUACUGGCUUGACAGCUCUGGAUAUUGCGGAGUCAAAUCUGCAACCUCAAUACAUCUUUCGGGAGAGGUUGACAUUGGUGGUCUUAGCACUCGGUUACGUCCAAAGAGAUAGACUCAUGAAACUAACAAAACCGUCAGUGCAUAUGAUCCGUGAGGGAAACAAAGAGUACAUUAACGCUCUUCUACUAGUGGCAGCUCUUGUAGCAACAGUAACUUUUGCUGCGGGUUUUACAAUACCUGGUGGCUUUAACAGCUCUGCUCCAAACUUGGGCAUGCCGACUCUAGCAACUGAUUCCCGUCUCAUCAUUUUCCUGAUAUUUGACAUGGUGGCAAUGCAAUGCUCAGUUGUAGCAGUGGUUUCUCUUAUGUGGGCACAGUUAGGGGAUCCUGCUCUACGCAGCACAUCCUUAAAUGUGGCCUUAAAAUCACUGCAUUUUGCUCUCGAGUCGAUGGUGCUUGCAUUCCUUUUUGGCAUGGUUAUUGCAGCUGGGAAUAUUAACUGGCUUGUCGUCGUCAUUUACGUUGUCGCACCUAAGCCCUCAAGGACAAAAGCAAAGGCGCUCUAUAAAGUGGAGAUCGCUAAUGGAAGAAGAACAUCCUUCUGGUUUGACAACUGGUCCCCAAUGGGUCCGUUGCUUGACCUUGUGGGGCCUCGGUGGUUUAUCGAGAUGGGGAUCCCUAGACACAUGACGGUGGCUGAAGCUCUAUCAAGAUUUCGAACCAGGAACCAUAUAACAGAGACGCUAAGAGAGAUACAUAGGCUGCUCACAGAGUCUAGAAGUCGAACAUUGCAACAAACAGAGGAUAGAUCCAUUAAUCUCGCAGACCAUCAAUCCUAG
Microthlaspi erraticum is the source of this 2172-nucleotide messenger RNA. The record is from the annotation of a GenBank genome assembly. NCBI's taxonomy places the organism in Eukaryota, Viridiplantae, Streptophyta, Magnoliopsida, Brassicales, Brassicaceae.